Gasterosteus aculeatus aculeatus (three-spined stickleback) is the source of this 3344-nucleotide messenger RNA. It is a transcript of the gene hps4, whose product is annotated as HPS4 biogenesis of lysosomal organelles complex 3 subunit 2. Gene Ontology annotation, molecular function: guanyl-nucleotide exchange factor activity; small GTPase binding. NCBI's taxonomy places the organism in Eukaryota, Metazoa, Chordata, Actinopteri, Perciformes, Gasterosteidae. Gene Ontology annotation, biological process: melanosome assembly; protein targeting; vesicle-mediated transport. The record is from RefSeq and is a predicted model, not a curated record. Gene Ontology annotation, cellular component: lysosomal membrane; BLOC-3 complex; cytoplasmic vesicle.
UCGAUGGUUGAGAAUUGGAUUCACGAUGGCUCCAGAGCGAGAUGGACUAUCAAUAUCUUUUGACAUUUCCUGCACAUUAACUGCAUGUCUGGCUGCGUUUUCUUUUCUUUUGAAUGAUUUAAAGGGCUGCGGUUUAAUCCUCGUGAAGCAGAAUGGAAAACACGAUCAUAUUACACCAUGUGAUCCAUUGCUCCAAAAUCAGAUAAAGUAAAGUAUAAAGCAUUAAUAUGUUGAAGUCGCGGAGUGUUGAUGUAACUUUGAAUCAUAACGGGGUUGUUUCGGGGGCACUGUGACCCAUAGCCCGCCCCAAACAACGUGUUUCUAUUGUUUGUGUACCGUUUCCUAACGGCCACUAGUUUGUCCUUCCCCGCUCGCCGUACUUUCACAUGACUUCCACUGAAGACGUGUGACCGACCCGCAUUCCUCAAGUGGCGCUAACUCUGUCCAGCUGACUGAGUUUAGCAGCAACUGAACGCAAACAGCGGGCGACGACACUUCCCAUUGCUAUUGCCGCGCGCGCGCGUCUAUCUGUGUGUGCGUGUGUGUGUAGUUUGUAACAUUCCACUCAUUUGUGUUCUCCAAGUCUCGGAAUUUGACAUCUCACUUGGGAGUGGCAGCCAAAACCUUCAGGUUUUUCUUCUUCUUCUUCAGUCCAUCGGGUAGGAAAUACAUGCGUGUGAGAUAACUGAUGAACUGAGUGGAAUCGCGCCCCCCCCCCCCUGCGGGCUCGCCUUGGUGAUGACUGAGCUCAUGCAGCCGGACUCACGAAGGUGUACUUAUUUCUUCCUCUACGAUGGAUCCAAAGUCAAAGGAGAGGGUGAUCUCACAAGAGAAGGAAUCUGCUACUUCUACCCUGAAGAGACCCCUUUAGAUGAGCAGGAGCUGCUCUGUGGUCAGCUGGCCGGCGCCGGCCGCUGCGUCUCUGAACUCUCCUCCUCCCCCGUGUGCGUACUGAGGCUGCGCCGCAACAAGUUUGCCAUCCGUAUGAAAGAUGACUUUUUUUGGGCUCUGGGCUGCCCAGUGGAAGUACCCACCAUCAGUGUCUGUGAGCUGCUGGAUCAGCUGAUAAACCUCUUCCGUUUCUACAAUGGUUCUGUCCGGAGGAGCUACCAGCCUUGUUUUGCGACGCAGCUUAACAGGCCUGAAACUCUGGCGAGUCGAUGGGCGCAGUACCUCUCACACCUGCAGUCGGGAUCCUCAGACCUCCAUCACAUCUUCAGCUGCUUGAGAACAAUCGACGCAACUAAUAUUGACCCACUUCUCCUGCUCAAAGCGGCCCUCAUUCUCCAGGCGUGUCAGCGCUGCCCUCUGGUUUCAGCGGGCUGCGUUCUUUUCCGGGGACGGGUUGUGAGCACACAGAUAUCUCCAGAGCUCACAAUGAAGGUGAUGGUUCAUGAGAGUGAAACAUACACCAAGGGCCCGAGGUGCAACGACCCGGGUACCUUCAACUCAUUUGGCGGUGCCGUCAGCUCCACGACCGUCUUCCUGACCGUGUCUGAACUUCAGCACCUGCAAUCCGGCCCCGGCGACAAAGAUUUCAGGUCCCAUUCUACUCCCCACAAAAAAAAACCCACAAGGAAGACCCGCCUGUCCAGAACAUUAUCCAACACUCCCUCCACUGAGUCGGAGCCAUCGGAUGCGUUUUCCUCCCCGUCCUUCAGUCGACGCCUGUCCGACAGCUCUGUGUUCAGCCCAGAUCCGUCGCAGAGCGGCGCAGAUCCGACACCCCAGCAGCCGGACCCCCCUUUCUCAAACGGAGAACCCUCUCCUGAAGCGGAGGAGGAAGUGCCGGAAGAGUCCAAUUACGAAAGUUUUCACAGCAACGGAAAUGGAGUCAGUCAGAUGCAUAACGAAGCAGGCGGCUCAUUGUUUGGAGAAGACUCCCGUUUAAAUGGAGGCGGGGGAGAUGGAGACGCGGCCCGCGGGCCAGUGUUUGACUUCAGAGGGGCGGAGGAGUCGCGCGACCACAACGUUUUCGAAGAGGUCAGUGGAGGCGGCUGUGGGAACGUUCAGGGCCGAGGGGCAGAGAGCCCCGAUCCGGCUCGCUCCGACGACAGUCCGCUGAUUCCCAUGACGCUGUACCUGCACCGGGUCAAAGGCUUGGUGCUGGCCCUGCUGGUGGAGCCGUGCUUCCUGAGUGACACCGAUUCGAUGGAGGAAGUGUAUCACAGCAGCCUGGCGUCUCUCAAUGGACUGGAGGCCCAUCUGAGGACCGUCUCUCCAGGGGCAUCGGGCCCUCAAGGACCCUAUUUAUUUGCCCACUUUGACUGCGUUCAGAGCACGCUGACAACCAACCUGUCUGCUCGACCGGGGGGAGCCCUGCAGCGGCCUUUUGUGAGAGCCACAUCACUUCUUCACUCCCAUUUCUGUAACACUGAAACUCUGCAGGAGGCUAUUAUCAGGAGUGCUGGAGCUGCUGUGUACGGAACCCGCAGCGUGGCCCAGGAAACUUACUUCCAGCAGCACGGGGGAUCGCUGAGGAACUCCGGCAUCCCUAACCACCAGGACAGUGCUUUCUCGCUUCCCGGCAAGGCACGGCACCGGCUGCUGAAACACGGGGUCAACCUGAUCUGACGGGACAGCGCCGCCCCGUCUGCUGUACUUAAGAUAUGAAAAGCUGCCCUGUGAGUAACCUUUAAAAUCCAAGGACCAAAUCAGAGGACUUAAGUCUUAGUCUGUUUUUUUGGCUGCUGUGGUUGUAUAAUGUUAGCCUCUGUGUGGUAUGUGCGGUGAACCAUUUGGCACUCACAACCGAGCUUUGCCUUUUCUAAAUUUCUAUUAGAACUGUGAAUAUCAGGAUGGUUGGUUAAGUUAUGUAGAUUAAUUUUAGUUAAAAACAAGGUUUGUCAGUUUUCAUCCCUGUUUUUUCCGUUAUGCUCAAACCCGUUGUAUCUUUUUCCAUAUUAAGUUCUUGUUAAAACACUGGACACAUGUUGCAAACUUUUCAUUUUCCAGGUGUCUCCUUUCGCCCUCUAAAGCAAAUGUUAAAGUUCCUCUUACUUGUAUUUAUUAUUUAAUUGGACGUUUUGACUAGAGCCUGGUUAGGAUCUUCAUAUUAUUUAACUUCAUUUGUUUAUCACCGUACUUCCAAAAGCGCACACACAGCAACUUGUUGUUGACAAAUGUAUAUACAUGAUCCAAAAAUAGAUUUUAUAAAGAUAAUUUAUUUGAAAUGAAGUCUUUGGUAACAUAAAAAAAUUAAGUCUUUUGCAAUUCAAUUUUUCUUUCCAUUAAAAGUGUCAUUUGUUAAACAUUUCAGUGUCCUGAUGCUUUCUAAUAAACAGUCCUCUGUGAUAUGCUGUACGCAUUAUUAGUGGGAAUUAAAUGAAUACAUGAUCCUCUCA